GGUGAUGCUACCCCUUCCCACUCCUCCGCCUCCGAACGGAUGAUUAAGGCGAAGGCUGCCAAUCUCCAUCAACGUAUGAUGACUGUGGCCACCCAUGUGUCGCCCGUCGAUAUCAGCGCUUCUCCUGGCCUUAAGAGUACGACUCCGCAGACUCCGCAGACUCCGCAGCAGCUGCAAAGAGGGAACGACGACGUGAAGGCCAAGGAGGCGGUGGAGGCGAAAGAGCUGGCGGAGGGGAAAGUGGCGGUAAGAGUGAAUGCCUCUUCUCAGAAUGGCGUAUGUGAUCGACGUCGUUAUCGUGCCGUAUCUGAUCUGCGAGAUGACAAAGUGACGAUUCUCGUGAGUAGUCGCCUGGAGUCACGGCUACCUCUUCUGCGCGAGAAUUUGCUGAUGUUUUCCAGGAGCCCAGUUGUGAUUGCCAUCUUCGUUCUCUGGUUCAAUGACACGGCAGCUCCGCAAGACCGCGAAUUCCGCACCGAUGGGGCGCCCAUCCGCGUCAUUCAGCAGAAUUCGCUGAGUUUCAAUGACCGCUUUCUUCCCCGGGAAUUCAUAACGACGGCGGCUGUUGUCAUUGCUGACGACGACAUCGGAUUGGAGAAGGUGGAGAGUCUAGCCUUUGCGCUGACAGUAUGGCGUGAGCAUCGUGCUCGCAUCGUCGGGUUUUUCCCGAGAGCCCAUUGGCUCGACACCGACAGGCGUGUCUGGAAGUACAUGUACUCGCGGGAGUUCUACUCCAUGAUGCUCACCAAGUUCAUGGUGUUGUCCACGGAGUACCUGUACAUGUACACCUGCCACAAUGCGCCGGGGGUGCGGGAGUACGUCGAGAAGGGGUCCAAUUGCGAGGACAUAGCGAUGAACUUCCUCGUUUCCAACCUCAGCCACGUGGCACCCCUCCUUCUCCAGGGCAAGACGAGAGAUUGGGGCGACGCGCGCAACUCCCAGCAGCAGCACCUGAUCAACGGAGCGGUGUCGAGCAAGAAGGGUCAUCAGGUGGCGCGGGCCGACUGUAUCGCGGAGUUCGUGCGGCUCUGGGGCGGCAUGCCCUUGCGCUACAACUACGCGACGGUUGUCCCACAGGUGGAGCAAGAGGCGCUGUGCGACAAGCACUCCUUCUUGGUUAAUUGUGAGACACAUGCGGGGACGCGAUUGCAAGUGCGGCGAGUGGUCGGGGAACAUGUCGUGGUCAAGCGUCACACGUACGCGUACGCCACCUUGGUCAGCUCCGUGUCGCUCAUUAGGACAGCGCUGGUGCUCGCGCAGUCCUUACGCAGCACGGGAACUGCCCACCAUCUCGUGUUGAUGGUCAGCAGUGCGCAGGGCGAUUUGAAACCCAUUGUGGAGACAUACCAGGAGAAGGAGAGGAGGGCGAGGAAUGGCACGGAGGAAGGGGAGAUGGCGGCGCGGGCAGUGUAUAGACCAGAAACGGACGACGAUGAGACCACGAGGAUGGUCAAGGCGUUGUUUGCUCAUUACGAUGUCGUGAGGGUCGUGAACAAAAUCGAAAACCCUCAUGGGAUUGUAGGGUUCGACAAGAUCAAUGCAUGGCUGUUCACAGAGUACUCCAAGAUGGUCUUCCUCGACGUCGAUAUGCUAGUGUUGGACAACCUGGAUGAGCUCUUCGAUCGACCAGAGCCGGCGGCGGUGCCCGACCUCUACAUAGGCAAUCGAUUUAACAGCGGAUUGAUGGUCCUGAAGCCGUCAAAAGCCAUGUACGCCGACUUGGUGGCGGCGACCUCAAGGUUGCCAUCGUAUAAUAAAGGCGAUCAGGGAUUUUUUAACUCUUACUUCGACGGGUGGUACGAUAUGCCGAGCGAGCAUAGGCUGCAUUUCCGCUUUAACACCAUCGUAAACUUCCCAAGGCAUUACCAUUCACCGCAAUGGUUCGAUGCGAAUCGGGCCGACGAGGUGCUGUACGUGGACAGGGAUUUCUCAUCGCCAUCAUCAUCGUCAUCAUCCUCGUCAUCAUCAUCGCCAUCAUCAUCGUCAGGAGGAGGAGGAGGAGGAGGAGGAGGAGAUUCAGAACGAAGGGGGGGGCCGAUCAGAGUGAUUCACUUCGCUAAUCCAUGGUACAAACCAUGGAGCAUGAAGAUGUCGACCUGUGGGAACGUCUGGUGCACAGCUUGGCGCGGAUUGGCAGGAGAUCUGCAACAGAACUCAUGGGCUCCGAUUGACCCGCCAGAACCGGUCUCCCCAGUACGUUUCCUCCCUCACCCUGAAUGGUACCCUGCCUAUGAUGCAAUUAAAGCGGCAGGAGGCCAUUUUCAACCACCACCACCUACACUCCCCGCCGCCGCCGCCGCCGCCGCCGCCGCCGCCGCUUCUUCAGCUCCUACGUCCCUUCCUCCAUCCUUUUCCCCCCUCCCCCGGCCCCGGCAUUCCCCCGUCCGGAGUCGAAUUCCUUUGUGGACUGACCCUAAAGACGAGGUGCUCGUUACUCUCGUUUCUGAGAGGACUGUGGCCGCUGCUGCCGUUUGGGCUGCGUCCUAUCGUAAACACCACGCAUCGAAUUAUUCCAGAUGCAUUAUGCUGAUGGUGCCCUCGAGCCUUCGAAAGGACCUCUGGGACCCUUUAGUCCCCUUAUUUGACCGAGUUCAAGUGGUCCCCCCCCUCCAGCUCCAGGUACGCCUCGGUGGUAGGCGGCGGUUGAACCAGCUUCAAGAAAGCAACCUAGUAGAGUCCAAGGGUAAUACAAAUAAAGGCGGCGGGGAGGAGGAGGAGUUAUCAGGCAAGAACAUCAUGAGCGCUGGUGCCAAGGAAGUAGGUCUACUACCCCCCCAAGGAAACACCUCGUCGCAACAACCGGAACAAUCGAUGAGAAAAGACGAGGGAGGGAAGGAGAAGAUAGGCGACAGUGGCAUCGUGACUCUGGGUGAGGAAUUCAAUGUACUCCAUCUUUGGAAUCUCACGGACUGGGCGAAGGUGGUGUACGUCAAUCCCAUGUCCCUAUUCGUGGAGAACGUGAAUUCGCUCUUUGAUUAUCAGCCAUUCGCGGCCGGCCCUGCUGUGUUUCCCCCCGAUCAAUUCUCGUCGAGGGUUUUGGUGAUCCGACCAUGGGCAGAGACCUACCAAGAUCUGCUGCAGAAGGCUAAUCAGCUGCCCAACAUUCGCGGGCCUGAUGCCGAAGGGUUCCUUAAUGAGUACUUCUAUGAUUGGUACUCGAUGUCGUCCAAGCACCGGAUUUCACCUUCUUACAUUGUGGACAUGUGGUUCAAGGAGUGGAUGAUGGAGUACUUCCGACCAUACAAGAUACUGACCUUCAACGAGGACAUGGGCCUGAUGGACGUAGGGGUGCGUCACACCCCUGGGGACCGGCAACAAGCAGUGCAGCAGUGGCGGGACACCUUCUGCGGACUCGAGGAAUCGGUAAGACGGCGGCUGGCCAACGGGGGGGGGGGGGGGGCAGAGAAGCUAUGCGCCACGGCACAGUCGAAAAGGUAGCACGAGGCAUAAGACAAAUUAGUUAGA
Chara braunii is the source of this 3465-nucleotide messenger RNA. Lineage: Eukaryota; Viridiplantae; Streptophyta; Charophyceae; Charales; Characeae. The record is from the annotation of a GenBank genome assembly.